Messenger RNA from Ectocarpus siliculosus, 667 nucleotides. NCBI's taxonomy places the organism in Eukaryota, Phaeophyceae, Ectocarpales, Ectocarpaceae. The record is from the annotation of a GenBank genome assembly.
AUGGUCUUCUGGAGGCUGUUGUUGGGCACGCUGCUGAUCUACGCUGUACCGCUGCACGCCCGCAGCAGAGCUUCUCUGUUCGAAUUUGUGGAUCAAGUCACGGAACUGUCGCCUUCGACCUUUUCCGACGUUGCGGCUUCGUCGGUGCCAUGGGUGCUGGAUUGCUACUCUCCUGGGUGUCCUCACUGCGUUAGGUUCGCGCCGACGCAGUAUCCACAUCGAACUAACGAACGUAUCAAAGAAGACGUCUCUGCACUCGUUGACUGCGAGUCACCUGUACGCAACUUGAGGGCUCGUGGGUAAACUGGUGUAAUAUACUACAUAGUUUUGCUCCAUCUUGACACAUUGUACGACAUGUGCGCAAGUGCUGGCGCCGAAGGGACCUGUGGCUCUCUCCCGCCAUCGUCGGAGCUGAUUCAUUCUGGGUUGGGUUGUUAAAGGUUGGGUGGUUCUGUUUCGUUGGGCCUUUGAGCAGUUCAACAACAGCUAGCUAGCUCGCUUUCAGUAGGAGCCAAUUGAAGUAAUCUGAGCACGGCUUAAUCACCUAAUCACAUCCAUUCCCCCCUUGGCUGCGCUGUGCUUGCUGCGUGCUACGCAUGGUAUCCUUAUCCUUGCUCCUUCUCCCCACCGUUGGUACGACGUGCUACUCUACUCUGUAUGCAUAUGC